AUGCCUUGUCGUGGUGGAAGCUUUGAUUACGGAUCCACAGCACUCAAUACAAUUUCCAGGGAGAGCAUAAUCGAGGUCCUUGCCAUUAUCCUUGGAUUGACCAAUGAUGAUAACAAUAUUCAUCAAAUUAAUUCUCAAAAAUCAUCCAUCGAGCAAAUUAAUAAUGAAUUGACUGUCUAUCACUAUGGUUACAGAUCGGAGAGAAUUUCUCUCUCCAAUCAUUUGCUAUUGAAAGGGAAAUAUGCAUUGAAAAUUAGGAGAAUGUUUAUUGUUUGGAUUGGUGAGGAGGAAAUUAAUGGUUGGUUUGUUCCGAAUCGAUGUAAAGUAUCAGAUUCUGAUGAUGACUUGAGAUUUGAUCCACUUAAUCAAUUUGUGAAUUAUAGUUAUGAUGAGGAUGGCAAUGCAAUGAUUGAUAAUUUGGAGUUGUGUAGACGAUCAAUAGUUGUGGAUUUUAAUUGUGGAAAGGUGGCUUUUAAUUUUGAUGGAAUGAUUGUUGGUGUUGGAAGUUAUGGAUAUGGAAAUAAUAAUGAGGCACUUAAAUUGGCUUGUUUGGAACGAUUUAUUUCUACUAGUUUGCCUUCCAUGUUGGUAAAUAACGUGAAGGGAAGGCGCAGAAGUAUGAGGCCAUGGAAAAAACGAACGAAAUUAUUUAAUUUCUUUUCGUUUUUCAAAUCGAAAAAGAAGACGAAUCCAUUUCAAAUUUUAUGUGAGGUUGAGAAUGUGUUGUGUAGUAUAUUUGAAUUUAUAGAUAGUGUCGAGUUGAUUAAUGUUGUUGCCUCAGUUUCUCCUCAAUUUCAUGAACUAAUUAUUUACAACCAAGAAGGUGGCAGUCAAAUAUUUGGAGGAAGAAUGAUUCACUUUUUCAAAAAGAAUAAUAUCAUUUUAGAUUCGAAAGAUGUGAAAUAUUUAAUGAUGAUACAUCAAACUGAAUCGUGUAUUGAAUUUUAUCUGUUGAGUGGAAUGAUUUUUCUUGAAUAUUACAAGUAUGAAAUGUAUCAAGCUGCAUCAUCUUUCAAGAAAACGGGAGAAACUUUAUUCAUUCUUGAUCCAGCAAUGUUGAUAGAAAACGAAACAGUGUUGAGUUUUAUUGAACAGAAACGAAAAAAGAUUAUAACAAUUUCAAAAACGACAUCCUAUGCAAAUGUAACAAACAGCAUUCCUUUUGAGAAGAGUGAGGGUUCAUUCUUUAAAUCAAUAAUUUAUUCACCAUUCCUGAGCUCUUCCAUUAAUUUUGAAAAAGGAUUGCCUCUUUAUCUUCAAUUUUUAAAGGAUAUUACAAAAAAAUUGAAUGACUCACUAUUAAUAUUAUCCCAAGAUCCAGAUCAGGUGUGGUAUUUUGAAAAGAUGAUGGAAAAGGCGAAACAUUUCUUGAAUGAAUCAAAGCACAAGUGUUUUGAUUUUGCACCAGAUGAUGUUUUAAUUGGACUUCACUUUAUUCUAUUGGAUGAUUACUACAGUAAUUGCCCCUCUGAUUUAAUUCCUUUGAAUUUUACAAAAAUACUUGAAAAUAGAAAUAAUUUGAAUCAACAUGCCAAUUUCAGCUCAUGUGAAUUUCCAAAAGAUCUUGAAAUUGACUAUUUACAUUUACUAUCUUCAGAAGGAAAUGGUAUUGCCUUGCCAACACACCAUCCAUUUAAUCCCAAGCUCUUCUUCUAUAAUAGUCUUUCAGAAGAAAUGGCUCAAGUCAAAGAUGUGAAAGAGCAAGUCAAGUAUUUGGAAUUAUUCCUUGAUGAGCAUAUAUUCCAGCUUUCACAGGCAGAUAUCGGCCAAAAGAGUACUUACAUUCAAUUCCUCCAAGAAAAUCGACGAGUAAUGCCAACCAAAGAGGUAGAUCUCUAUUUUCAUUUUCACAUGCUCCAUUCCAUUUUCUUCUAUCAAGAAUGUAAAGCAAUUGCAAGUAAUGUAAAGAGCCACACUCUCCUCUUUAAAUCCCAGGACGAUGAUAGCAAAAACAUUCCACCAGGACAUGAUUAUCCAGAAGAUUACAAUACGCAAUUUUAG
Messenger RNA from Naegleria gruberi, 2001 nucleotides. RefSeq lists its product as uncharacterized. The record is from RefSeq and is a predicted model, not a curated record. NCBI's taxonomy places the organism in Eukaryota, Heterolobosea, Eutetramitea, Acrasida, Naegleriidae. The transcript has a single exon. The coding region runs from base 1 to 2001 and encodes 666 amino acids.